ACUUGCAGGCGGCAGUAGCUUUGCCUGGGCAUAUCCCAGGUGACCUUAUAUUAUUUUCUGGUUUAGUUUGUAGAUAGUUAUAAGGGAACUCAGAUAUGGCCUGGAACUAAGACAACACCCUGAAGGAGACAAGAACCGCUCCCAUUCGUCAAUCAGCCACCCUGCAAUAUACCAACAGUAGGCUGCAAUCGUGUCUGUGUCCAAGCGAGGGAUUUAGCUGUGACGUCCAUUGUUUUUACAACCACCCAUCUAAAUUGUUGUUAUAAUACAAAUCCUACACAGUCGGAAGGGAUCAUCAAGUGGACAAGGUACCUGGAUUUAAAUGCAGUUAUUCUAGAGACACCUUGUGAAAUCGGACUGAUCGACAUAUAGCUCAUGAACAGAAACGGAACUUGUGAACGAUGUGUGAUAGAGAACUGAAACAGACAAGACCCAGUUUUGUGAAAUCGGAACGUAUAUCCAGACCUUUUCUUCCUUUGAGGACUCUAGCAACAACCAACACUAUGAAUAUUGGAAAAGAAACUACCGUGGGUUCGCCCAUGAGCACUCUAGCUAUGAAUUUAAGUGAAUUAUCAACUGGAAGGGGGACCCCAAAGAGAAGACUGUCACUGUCCAGCAUUGACACCCCAACAGGGUCAACUAAGGUGACACCAGAGCGAAUGUCAUCAACUGAAUCAGGAUGCUUCUUUGAUUCUCCGUCACCUAUAGACUCACCAACACUUGAAAUGAGCCUGAAUCGAUUUGGCAGUUUGCUGAAGACCAACCCAGACAUCCCACCAGAGGCCUACACAAAAAGGAAAACUAUUGCUUUUAGGAGGAUAAACUCACUGCCUCUACCUACUAUGCGUCUUGACAGCCCCACUGACUUCCAAGAUAAAGAAAACUCCUGUUCCCCCAAACCUAGUGAAUGCAUGCUUGACUGUGACCGCCCUGCUUUUGACCCUGAAGACACAUGUUCACAGGACAGUGGCCUAGGAUUUGACAGAGAAAAGGAUGAACGCUUCCUGUUUGCUGCACCAGUUGGAGUACCCCCAAGAAAGAUGAAGAUAAUUAAUGAAGAUGCAUGUUCCCCUCAGAAAUAUUCUCCAGUCAAGUCUCCGUCCAAAAAGAGAUCUUUCUCACAGACCUUCCAGUCAUCACAGGACAAGGGUGGGCCAUUUGGUAGUCCUGUUCAUCUCAAGUCAUCACCUCUUGCCAGCACUGAUGAUGAUAUUGAUGAUGGUUUCCUGGAUGUCUUUGACCAGGAGGUAGCAGAGAUCACUGACCCUGUUCCCGUCAGUAUGGCUAGUCUGUUUAGUGCCCCUGUCCUCAACAAGGACACCCACAUACAAGAUGAUGAUACCCCAGUUUUACGAAGAACAAUGGCAAGGACAUCCAUCCUGCAAAGAUCUCAGUCAUUUGAUGUCCGAUCUCGGCCAUUUUCUCACAAGCGACUAGAACCACCACGAGAUGAAGCAACACCAGUUCAAAACAAAAGGCAUCGAAAAGAGUUUAUAGGAGACCUGACCUCUUGUGUGUCACCACUUGUAGAGAAACCUCCAUACAUGAAACUACAUCGCUGUCAUUCAGAAACUGAGGCCCAGAUUAAAUCUGCUCUCAACAGACUGAACGAUGAGCCUGAUCUCAUUGGCGACUGCUCCAAGCCCUACUGCCUACCUAUUAUACCAAGCAAACAUCAAGAUCUCAAAGGAAUAUCUCCAGAAACAAUGAGUCGUGUUCUGAACCAUGAGUUCGACCACAUAGUGAGUGACUUCUGUAUUGUGGACUGUCGGUAUCCAUAUGAGUACCAGGGAGGUCAUAUACAGAAAGCAAAGAAUAUCUAUACCAAAGAUGCCAUCCUAGAAGAAUUUAUAAAGAAGCCUGCUAUGGUUUCUGAUCCUAGCAAGAGACAAAUAGUUAUAUUCCACUGUGAAUUUUCAUCAGAAAGAGGACCCAACCUGUCACGGUUCCUCCGUAACAGAGAUCGUGGGAUCAACAAGGAUGUGUACCCAUUUUUGAAUUACCCUGAGCUGUACCUCCUAGAGGGUGGAUACAAGUGUUUCUAUGAACAACACCAGGAGCUAUGUGAACCACAGACAUAUAAGCCCAUGCUUCAUAAAGAUCACAGUCAUGACCUGCGACAUUUCCGAGCAAAGUCAAAAUCCUGGGCAGGUGAAAAGGGACAUCGAACAGGCCUACGGACACUAAAAUUCUAGCUUCAUUCUUCACAAAUCCAGUAGACACUAGCGAAAACUAUUUAUUUGCAAAUCUGCAUUGUUUGUUACUUGAUCAUUGUUGACAAACAAAUCUUUCAUUUGUUUGUGAAUGAUGACUUAUUAUGUUGGUCAAAUGACGCUGCACUCCAAUGGACUGCAGUCACUGAAAGUGCUCACAGUCUGUUAAUUGAUGUUGUUUUUUGUUUUCUGUAAUUUUAUGUUGUGUGUAUAAAUGUAUCAAUUUCACAUCAGUUGUGAAAGUAUUAUUUGUACAUAGUGGCAUUCUAUGCCAAACUGUGACAUCCAAUGAAAUAUAUAUCACGAUGUCAGCACCUAUCUGUCAAUCACUCGCUUCUGCUUUACCUGUCACUCACUACAUUUCCAUUUCUGCCUGUCGGGUCUUAUUACUUUCAAUGUUGUCUUGAAAUUACACUUACCAUGUAUUGAUUAGAAUUGUUCCCUCAGAACGAAAAGGUUUAAGAGUAAUACAUUUUGAAACAUGAACCACAUUAGCAAAAUGAUGAAAGGCAGUGAAGUUCGUUUUGAAACUUAAAUUAUAAUUUAAAUUGUUAAACUUUUGAACAAUAUAUAUAUAUCUCAAAGAAGCAAAGAUUAAAUUCUCUUCCAUAAAUCAUUGUUAUUUACAAAAUUUUCAAAACUGAGAUGUGAAAAACCAGAGGGAAUAUUAGAAGCAUGCAAUAGAAAUACAUGCUUUACUAAGUCAACAAUUUCAAGCCUAGCAUUCCUUUUUUCUGUUUUCCUUUGUAAACAUGUGUGGAUGUAUGUAUAUAUGAAUGGAAGUAUUUAAUCUUGAUACUGUUGUGAAUGGUGCUAUUUGUAGGGUAUGAAAGCUAUUCAUUAUUCUUCUAUGUUGUCCCUUUACCAACUCUCAUGUAAUUAUGUUGAUUUUUUAAAACCUUUAAGAAUACAAAAUGGUAAUACCAGUGACAUCAAGUGAAUAUCCCAAUGCCAGAUACUACCACAUUUUAGGAAUUUUUUUUAUGGAUUUUGUGGAGACUGUAUCAGUUGUAGAAGAAGAUCUUCGUGUUUGAUGUUUUAUUUAUAGUAGUCUGUGUAGUGUAGGUGUUUAUGGUAGGUGUUGAUUUUUUUAUAUUUAUUGUUCGCGUACUUAAGUCGUGUGAUAGUGUUUUAAGAAUCAAGUUGACAAAUGAUUACGAUGUUGGCCUCCACAACUAACUGACAACAAUUCAGAUGGGAUUUUUUAAGCAUAUUAAGACAGUUUUAUGACAGAGACCAUUAGCUUAUGCCUGUACAUAAAGCUUAGGACUGCCUUUUAUCCAUACUUCUCAUUUUUUUAUCCUUGACCUAUGAAUGUAUUUCUUGGUCACACAUAGCAUAAACCACUUGUUAUUGAGCAUAUAAUAAAAUGGAACUAAGAGAGUGUGUACAUGGUGAAAAUUGCGACAAUAAAAUUAAUUUUCAUUCAA
Haliotis rubra (blacklip abalone) is the source of this 3643-nucleotide messenger RNA. RefSeq names its product M-phase inducer phosphatase-like. The coding region runs from base 402 to 2195 and encodes 597 amino acids. The transcript is spliced from 16 exons. The record is from RefSeq and is a predicted model, not a curated record. Gene Ontology annotation, molecular function: protein tyrosine phosphatase activity. Gene Ontology annotation, cellular component: cytoplasm; nucleus. Gene Ontology annotation, biological process: protein dephosphorylation; positive regulation of G2/MI transition of meiotic cell cycle; positive regulation of G2/M transition of mitotic cell cycle. NCBI's taxonomy places the organism in Eukaryota, Metazoa, Mollusca, Gastropoda, Lepetellida, Haliotidae.